GCCGCCGAGCGGUAUUUGGUCGCGUGACGCCGACCGGUGCGCAUCGAUCCGAUCCGAGCCGACGAGACCCGACUCCGACCGCCUCGGCGAGUGAGAAUUCGCGGCAGCCACGAAAAUCAAUCCCCGCGUCGCGUUCGCAAUUUUCUUGGCUCGGCCGUGAUUCCGAGGCUCGAGCAGCGCCCGAGGGCCGAGGCCAGGGGCUCGCGACGCACACGGUUCCGGCCGUGUAUCCGGCGAACAACACCACGGAGAACCAUCGCGACAGACGUCGGAGCCAGCGCGAGGAGCCGCUCGCCUUCGAGAUGCUGAGGAAAUUGCUGAGCAAGUCCGGACGCAGACUCCUCCGGGCGAUCAAGAAGCUGUCGACGAGGAGCCGGGAGGCGAAAAAGUCGCAGAACUUGACCUCUUGGCAGUCGGCCAUGCCGGACAUCGAGACCGCCUCUCUGUCGUGGUCUAUGCCGUCGCUGGACGCGAAAAGCAUCGACACCUACACCACUUACGUGGCCGAGAACUCGGAGGACUGCGUCUCGACCUGCUGCUACUGCGACGAGUACGAGGAGAACCAGAGGAACGAGAAUAUCGAGAACGAGAUGAUCAUGUAACGCGAACGUUCGCCGUUCGGAAGUCUCCGCGACGCGGCCUCUGUCUCGGCGGUGCCGAAUCGGAGGGGAUCGGCCAUCUUCGGCGGUCGGCGGCGCGUCCGGGCAUCGAGCAGGGAUAACGCGAACCUCCUCGACAACUCCUCCUGUAAUCCGUUCCAAAGAGUACUUGUAACUUAUUUUUCGACGAUUUUCCUAAUAUCUGCGUGUAACUAUGGCGGACACCGUUGACUCGGUCGGCACGAAUCAUCGUCGAUGGUCCGACCGAGGGUUUCCGUGUUUCGAUGAAACACGAUUCGGAGAGACUUUUCGGAUAACCUCUAACUCUACGUUUUUCGUUUUUAGCCUUUUCUAGAUUUACGUUAGGGGGCGUUUUACCGAAAAAGCGAACUUACCGAAAAAGCGUCGCGAUGUUUCCAAGUAUUUGUUUAUCCGCGAUUCUCGUUCGGACGAGCGCGUCGAGCGCGCUCGAUCUCGCGUAACCGAACCGAACAUUUGUCCACGGAAACCCGUCGUAUAGUUUUCGCGAGAGAGCAACGUACAAAAGUGUAAAACGUCCUCUGUCCAGGCGCGUGGAUCGCGCGGGCCGCGCAAGGGCGUUCCGGUAGUCGUGCAAUCGUUGCGAUCGUUCGUUCGAUCGUUGUAAUCGUCGGGCUCGGGUUCCGGCGGAUUAUUGUAAUCGUCUCUCCGGAUAUCGACGAGAACGUUUGCACGAAGGUAGAACGGUAACUUCGAUCCGAUUAGAUUCCAGAGGUUGUUUCGGCAACUUACGCGUGGACGAUAUUUAUUUCGUGGCGAUACUUUAAUCUUUCAGGCACGGCUGAAUUCUGCGCGAGGCUGUUUCUAUGGACGGCAGAGUCUGAUGUGUACUGUACAGAGUCUGAUACAG
This is a messenger RNA of Megalopta genalis, 1488 nucleotides long. RefSeq lists its product as uncharacterized. NCBI's taxonomy places the organism in Eukaryota, Metazoa, Arthropoda, Insecta, Hymenoptera, Halictidae. The record is from RefSeq and is a predicted model, not a curated record.